Molecule: messenger RNA, 5249 nt
Organism: Ostrea edulis (European flat oyster)
Lineage: Eukaryota; Metazoa; Mollusca; Bivalvia; Ostreida; Ostreidae
Exons: 2
Coding region: 2033-3016 (327 amino acids)
Biological process (GO): DNA integration
Molecular function (GO): DNA binding
Source: RefSeq, a predicted model, not a curated record
AUGUAUUUUUCCUGUACUUAUAUGUUCCUAUUUUUACAUAGUUCUGUUGACAUUAUACUACACUGUUCAGGGUCUGGGUUUACCCAAGCUGCUGUUUGGAUGUUUUAAACCAAUCAGCGUGGAACCUUUCUACCAUGUGAUCAUUGUUCUUUGUUCUACUAGAAGGAGAAGCCACGCAAAAUUUUGCUACGAAAAUUAUUGUUAUUAUUUACUACCUACGAGGAUUUUCAUCGCAAUUUUUCUAUGUGUACAAUGUGAUGUGCGUAUGCAUUGAACUUUGCUCUGAGAUUGGACGUUUUUGCUUGUUUUAGCUUGAACAGUGAGUUGUUUACUUUACACUUUUAUUGUGACUGACACAGCGUCACGCCGUGCUUGCGUGACCGGUCUUGUAUUUAGGUCACGGAGAUGAGCCACAACAUAGACAGCCCGGAUUUUCUCCAUUGUUGUUUAUUUGGACAUUCGUUUAUGACCCGGUUGCAACGCUACAUGGACUCGAGCCGGAAUUUGAGUAAUUUGAACCUAGAUCAAGGACAGUUUCGUGUGGUAGUGCGUGCCCGUGGGGGUUUACGAAUCGACCAUGUACCCCGCUCACCGAAUAUGUUGUAUUUUACAAACAUUCCACACGUCUGUUUUAUUCAGUUGGGGGAAAAUGACAUAGCCCGUGGGACUGUGGAGCAGAUCUCUCGGGAUCUUAUCUCUCUGGCAUCCUACAUGCACCUCGGGAUAGGAAUCAAAACUGUCAUCAUUGGACAACUCUUCCGGCGUCAGCCAUGGGCGUCAUCAGCGGACUUCAAUUUCAACACAAAAGUCGUGUCUAUAAACUUGAGGUUAAAAGAGCGCUGUAUGCGAGAAGAAGAGAUAUAUUUCUGGCACCAUAGGGGUUUUUGGAGGGACCUAACCUUCUUGUCCAGAGACGGUGUCCAUUUGAAUGACCGAUCACCAAAUAGUCAUGUUGUGACCUCAUCUCCGAUGCACAAAUUUUGGAGGAGUGUCCGCUCAGCAAUACUUCAUUAUAGACAUACUUAUACCUCACACUUCAGGCCAGUAUAAAUGUGGUAUUAUAAUUCAAAUUUGCAUGUCUGACCUAUUAUGUAGUCGUACCUGACACUGAUCGACGGUAUAUUAAUCCUUUCAAGUAGACCUAGUACACAAAUUAAUUUCACUGAGCACGGGACCAUACGUGCUCAGGAUGUUGCAUCAUUUCAUAUAUAUUAUGCUUACUAAACACGUGACUAUAUGUGUUUAGGAUGUCGCACCAUUUCAUUUAUGGUACAUUUAUGCUUAUUAAACACGGGACCUUACGUGUUUAGGAUGUUGCACCAUUUCAUUUAUGGUACAUAGUAUGCUUACUGAGCACGGGACCAUACGUGUUUAGAAUGUGGCAUCAAUUCCUGUUAUGCUUACUAAACACGGGACCAUACGUGUUUUAGAAUGUUGCAUCACCUCAUAUUGAAUAUGAUAUUGGUAUUCCAAUGAGUACGGGACCAUACGUGCUUGGGAAGUGGAAUCAUUUCAUGUACGAAUUGGUUUGUCAAACACAGGACCAUAUGUGUUUAUGAAAUGGCAUCUUGUCAUCUACUUGUACCAUGUUGCUCUGAGCAUAGCAAUUUAUGAGUUUAUGUAUUACAUGGCUUUGUAUUGGACAGCAUGAGACAUGCUGCUCAUAUGCUCUAAAUAUUAGGUCAGACUUGCAUUACACCUUUUUAUAUUGUCUCUUCCGUCUGCCAAUACAGAUAUAUGCAAGCUUACUUUGGCUUCUCCUUUGAAUUAAAGCGUUUACUGGGCAGUGAUAUGCAGGAGACUGGCAUAUCAUUAUUGUUUACAAUGCGCUAGCUAAUUGCGUGAUGUUAAUGGCAUUUGAUCAGUUUGCCUUUUAUUGAUUUAAAGAGUAUCUUGUGUAUCUCAUUAUGCCUUCAUAAAGACAAAAUUUUAUGGCUAUCUGUAUAGUCUUUUCACAGAUUUCUUUUCUCCACAGCUUGGGUUACUACAUGACUUAACUAAUGCUCAGUAGUAUGUUUCCUAGGUCUCAGGGAUGCCACCAAAACGACCCAAGAGAACCGGUUCGGUUAUCACGUCAAAGAAAGCAAGGAGAACAUCCCGAUCAAGUUCUGCGACCGCUACAGAAGCAGCCGAGCAUGUCAAUGAUGGGUCCAACACAGCUACAGGUACCUCAGGUUCUCCAUCCCAGGACCAGGCGAUUGAUUAUGACAGACUGGCAAGUGCAAUUUUAAGACAAUCUUCGCCUCAUUCCGCAUUGGACCAAUUUCCUAAUACCCUUGCCAGUGGGGAAAAUACGACUCCCUCAUCAGCAGCGGAAAUCUCUUCUCCGGCUGUGACUCCUCAGAUUGCAGGACUGCAAGCACCUAGUACCACCACUAGCAUUGGCACCUUGGUAGACCAAGUCUUUUUAGGAAGCAUUCACAAUAGCUCCACAUCUGAAUCAACAGCAGACACAAGUGCCAAAAGACCUUUUGAGCAUAUGAGUCCAACCUGUAGGAAGUUAUUGGCUGCUGCCCUAUCUACAUCGACAGUUGUUGCAUACCGCCGCAGCUGGCAACUGCUCCUAUCUUGGAAAACUGAUAUAACCUUUCCCAUUUCAGUUACUGAUAUAUGCAAUUUCAUUGGCUAUUUGUUUUCCAGCAACUAUUCCUCUAGUAGUAUAGCUUCACACAUAUCAGCUGUUAGUUACGUCCACAAAGUACUGAAUGUCACUGACCCUACUCAGGCCUUUGUGACCAAAAAGAUUAUCAAGGGUUGCCAGGCAUUGGGUCCAACAAAAGAUACUCGUCUCCCUAUUACUGCUGACAUUCUACAGCAGUUGUUAAAUGCCCUAAAUCACACUGUAACCCAGUAUUCUCUUAGGAUUAUGCUACGUGCACUUUUCCUGCUAGCUUUUCAUGCCUUCUUGAGACUUGGGGAGAUUACAGCUAAAUCGGUCAAAUCCAGUAAACAUCUUUUACAACGCCCGGACAUAAGCUUCGAAUAUCAGGGUACUACUUUGUCAGGGGUUCAAUGAAUCAUGAGGGAGUACAAGACUAACAAGCAUCAUACUCCUUUAGUUAUUUCCCUUCAGUCGGCUACCGAUUCAGCUUAUUGUCCAGUCCAAGCCUUGUUCACCUACCUGCAGUUCUUCAAUCACAGGGUAGGUCCUCUAUUCCAAACUAUGGAUGGCUUACCUGUCACAUAUUCAAAAGUUACUUCAUACCUGAAAACCGCUAUCCAGUUCAUUGGCCUUGACCCAAACAAUUUCAAGGGACAUAGUUUUAGGAUUGGCGCUGCCACACAUGCUGCCUCUUUAGGUUACUCGCAAAACAUUAUUCAAAAACUAGGCAGGUGGAAUUCCGAUGCAUUCCGUCGGUACAUUCGCAUACAUUCCUUCAGGAUUUAAGUAUAUAUCUCAACUAGACAUACAUGUAUUCAAUACGAGACAAGGCUGUCUGCGGUUCAUGUACUCUCCCCUACAUAAAAACACGCCGGUUAUCGCAUGUUUCAUACAGUUUAGAAGUAGUCUACUGUAGGCACAUGCCUCUGUUGUCAAAUACUGUGCAGAAGUAGUCUGCGGUAUAAGGUCAAUUCCCGUAGUUUUCAAAUACUGUGCAGAAGUAGUCUGUGGUAUAAGGUCAAUCCCCCAGUUUAUUCUAUGCCUAGUUUCUUGCAUGACACCUCAAUACUGGUCAGAAGUAGUCUGCUGUACAUGUAUUUAUGUCCUUAUCAUAAGUUAUCUCCAUCCCAAGUCGCGCUCAUCACCCGGCAUGACAGAAGCGGUCUGUUGCCUCAAUGCCUUUCGUCAAGACUUUUUUCCUCCAGAGGGGUUUAAUUUAGGAUUUUGUUAAUAAUUUUUCUUAUUUUAGUCGUUUGCCCUGCUGGUUGUCGUGUUGUAUCCUAAGUGAUAUUUGGGACACUGUCGUGAUAAUUUUGUUUUCUUUUGUGAUGUACAUAGUGUUUUUACUGUUUAGGUUGAUAACACAUUUAUAUCUAUAUAGUUUUUCUUUUGUACAUAGAUGCUUACUUUUCAACUGAGAAGUUCUUUUUUCAUUUUGCCAAGUCGCCUUUGGGUGGGUGGAUCCAAUAUGCUAUUGGAUUUGUGGCCUGUAGUUUUUACAUUACCCACCUUUUUUGUGGACAGGCAGGUUGUGUUGUUUAGAUAACAGAUUAGUUGAUUCUCAUAUAAUUUUAUGUGAUGUUUGUUGGGGGUCAUGUUUUUGGCCCCCAUAUAUCUUUAUGUUAGAUUUUGCUGGGGGUCAGAUUGCAUAAUACUUAUCCAAAGACGUUUACCAAUGUUUUCUAGUCUUUUCUGACCCCCAUUAUUUUGUCAAGUUUCAUUUUCGUCAUUUUAUUAAUAAAUGACAUUUUUUCAAUUCAACACUGUGUUACUGGUUCUGCCUGUCAUGCCAAAAAACAAGCCUAGUCUACUUGGCAAGGUUAAGCUGAGGCUAACGGAACAUAAAUAAGUUAUUAUUUAAUACGAAGUGAAAUAAUAACUUUUAUGUGACAUGUCCAUGUAUUUUUCAUGUACUUAUAUGUUCCUAUUUUUACAUAGUUCUGUUGACAUUAUACUACACUGUUCAGGGUCUGGGUUUACCCAAGCUGCUGUUUGGAUGUUUUAAACCAAUCAGCGUGGAACCUUUCUACCAUGUGAUCAUUGUUCUUUGUUCUACUAGAAGGAGAAGCCACACAAAAUUUUGCUACGAAAAUUAUUGUUACCCACCAUCCAACCCCAGUACUACCUCCUUUGUAAUUGUUUUCUGCCUGUAUUGUUCCAUUACCCACCUGCCUGUAGUUUUUACAUUACCCACCUUUUUGUGGACAGGCAGGUUGUGUUGUUUAGAUAACAGAUUAGUUGAUUUUCAUAUAAUUUUAUGUGAUGUUUGUUGGGGGUCAUGUUAUUGGCCCCCAUAUAUCUUUAUGUUAGAUUUUGCUGGGGGUCAGAUUGCAUAAUACUUAUCCAAAGACGUUUACCAAUGUUUUCUAGUCUUUUCUGACCCCCAUUAUUUUGUCAAGUUUCUGGACAGGCAGGUUGUGUUGUUUAGAUAACAGAUUAGUUGAUUCUCAUAUAAUAUUAUGUGAUGUUUGUUGGGGGUCAUGUUUUUGGCCCCCAUAUAUCUUUAUGUUAGAUUUUGCUGGGGGUCAGAUUGCAUAAUACUUAUCCAAAGACGUUUACCAAUGUUUUCUAGUCUUUUCUGACCCCCAUUAUUUUGUCAAGUUUCAUUUUCGUCAUUUUAUUAAUAAAUGACAUUUUUUCAAUUCAA